Molecule: messenger RNA, 1998 nt
Organism: Bombina bombina (fire-bellied toad)
Lineage: Eukaryota; Metazoa; Chordata; Amphibia; Anura; Bombinatoridae
Product: shootin-1
Exons: 16
Coding region: 52-1680 (542 amino acids)
Source: RefSeq, a predicted model, not a curated record
GAUCACACAGUGUAUCAGGACAAAUUCCAAGACCAGAAGAAGUGGAAUAAAAUGCAGCACAGCGAGGAUGACUGUUUCCAUCUGACCGAAAUUGAAGAAUCCAGCGAUGAUGAUUUAUCAGACAUUGAAGCAGAGGAAGAAGAUCUUGAGGAGGAGAGAGAAGCUGUUCAGAAAAAGCUGAAUGAUUUUGAAGAAAUAUCCCAGAAACUGCUGGCUGAACUGUCAAUGUUAGAAGCUGAAUAUGAAAUAGAGAAAACAUGCCGGGAAAAGGCCGAAGUUUUUGCGUCUCAGAUGAACACAGAAAACAAAAAAUUAAAGCGUUUCAGUAUGAAAUUGAUGCCCAUUUUAUGUGAGAUUCCUGAGGAGAUCCAACAUCUAGUGAGUGAAGAGCCACAGGUUACAGAAACAGACACUGAUGAUGACUCUGACUAUCAACAACAAAUUAAAGAUUUACAAGAAAUAAUUAAUAAUCUUCGAGAAGAAAAAAAAGAUUUAGCGCUUGAACUGGAGGAGCUGAAGAUCCACAUAAAACGAUUAAACAAGGAGAUUGAAGAAGAAAAUCUAGAAAGAAAAUGUCUGGUUACAGCACUUGUAAAAAAACAAAAAGAGCUAAAGAAGGUUAAAAGAGUAUCCAUGAUGGUCACUCAGGAAUUCACUGAGACACUUGACGAUCUAGAAAGGGAACAGGAACUACGUCAGCAUGCAGAGAUUUUUGCACAUCAAAUGCUAAAAGAUAAUCAAGUGGCAAACAGGCAAAGCAUGAUACUGAUGCAGAGUGUGGAACCUAAUUCAAUGCUUAUGAAAGCCCUAGACGAAGUCAAUGUCCUCACUUUAAGUCUGGAGGAAACCAAAGAUGAGUUGCAAGCAAAGAUCACAAACCUGGAAUCCUUACUGGCAAAAAGACCCUCUGAAGAAGAUUUUGAACUUAUCCAAAAAGAGUUGACAGCAACAAAGGAAGAGAAACGCCAACUAGGAGAUGAACUAAAUAAAGCUGGGGAUAAAUGCAAGCAGCUUGAACAGAAAGUUAAUGAGUUAGAAGAAAAGCUAAAAGAAACAGAAGCUAUUUUCUGCCAACAAACUAAAACUGUAGUUUCACCAUCACCACCUCCUCCACCACCACCAGUGCCUCCACCCCCUCCUGUGACAUCCGAGAGUUCAGAAAAUUACAUCACUUUAAUCCAACAGAGAAAAGGAAUAAAAAAAUCUGAUUGUAACAAUGAGAAAAAAUGUAAUGAUGUUUCCACUGAAGCAGUAAAGGAAAUGAUGGAGAGGAUAAAGAAUGGGAUUGUCCUGAGACCAGCUCGAAAGGAUGGACAGCAUCAUUCUUCAGUUGCCUGUAAACGUAAGAGUGUCAUUAAUGAGCUGCAAGGACUUUUGGUUGAUACCGUAAAAAAGCCAACCCGGAAGAUAAGCUAUCGAAGAAUUAGCCGAAAAAUAAAUGUCAACGAAUUGGACGGUGUACUCAGUAGACGCCGUAGGAUAGUAGAUAUUUCUAUUCAGUCAGACAUUAGUUCCGAGAAGUCUAAAGAGAAGCAAGACAAUGGUUCAUUAAAAACCACAGUGGUUCAAGGGGCUAUAGAGAGCAGUCCUGUUUUUGUGGCAAACAUGAGACAGAAAACUUCUGACCUUCAGCAGAGCAGUAGAAAGGUUACUGAAAGCAAUAUCAUGUCAUGGCAGUAGUGCACAGCGUGUCUUAGAUGUAUUAACGAGUUUUCAUUCCAAUCGUUGCAUUUUGAAAGUUUUUCACAGAUAGACAGCACUAGUUGAUGUGUGCUAUAUUGAUAACAUUGUGCUUAUGCCUGUGAAAUAACUUAUGAGUCAGCAUUGAUUGGCUAAAAUACAAGUUUGUCAAAAGAACUGAGAUAAGAGAGCAGUCUGCAGAAGCUUAGAUACAAGGCAAUGACAGAUAUAAAAAAGUAUAUUAAUAUAACCGUGUUGGUUAUGUAAAACUGGGGAAUGGGUAAUAAAGGAAUUAUCUUUCAUUUUAAACAAUAACAA